AUGAUUGGCGUUAAAGCAAAAUUCGUAGCGUAUGAAACGUUAACAGAAGAAGAUCCUACGGUAUCUUCAGCGAGUUUGUGCGUGUCGCCUAGUGGGGAGAGUACGGGGGCGCCAUUGUACGCGUCAACACCAAUGGACAAGAGAAUAACUAAUGGGUUCCAUGAAAAACUCGAACGACUCGAUAAUAGAAGAGACUGUGACACUGUUAAUGGGAAUGUUCAUGUAAAUAUAGUCUCGGCAUCCACGAACAAUAUGGACGUGCUGAGCGGCGGUGAAAGUGACGCCGGCGAUACAUUAACAAGGCGGAAUAAUAACAGUAUAUCGUCGGGCGUGGCGGCAGCCGGCGAUACGAUAAAGAAACGUGGUGCUGACAUCACGUAUUACGUAGCCAAGGAGCUGCUCAUGACCGAGCGCACGUACAAACGGGACCUGGAACUACUUACUGUCACAUGGUCGAAACGAGUGGGAACAUUGGGGCGCAGUGCGUCGGGCGGCGCGGAGGCGGCGGCGCUGGCGCGCGCCUGCCUCGCGCUGGAGCCGCUGGCGCUGCCCGCCGGCGCGCUGCUGGCCAAGCUGGACCGCGCGCUCGCCGCCGCCGCGCCCGCCGCGCCCGCCGGCCUGCCCUCGCCCGACACCUGCGAAGAACCAGACUGGGAAGCCGUACUAGCGUUGCCCGCGGGACCGUUUCUCGCGUAUCUCGAUCGUGUACUGUCUUGUAUCGAAUUGCCCGUAGAGUGUGAUGAUGUCGAGGAACCCGAAUACAAGAAAAUAGCCGAAAUCCUUCAGGAUUAUUUAUCAAACACAUUUGAUGCGUACAACUCGUACAUAGAGGGUGCGGGGGCGAUGGUAGCUCUGGUGGAGAGCGCGCGGCGCCGCGGCGGCGACGGCGCGCGACACGCCGCCGCCUUCGACCGCGCGUCGCCGCUGCCGCUCACGUGUCUGCUGCUGCGCCCGCUGCACCGUCUGCACCACUACAAGAGAAUGGCGCAAGAGCUAUGGACGGCAACGAAAAGCAAGGCGUCCCGCGCGGCGCUGGAGCUGGCGGCGGCGGCGGCGGACGCGGCGGACUCGCAGCUGCGCCACGUGGAGAACCACGCCGCGCUGUGCCAGCUGCAGCGGGACGUGGCCGGCUAUGAUAAGUUACUGGUCGCUGAGAGAGAGUUCGUGAGACUAGGCUGCGUGUACACGCACACUUCGAAAGGAUUGCAGCAAAGGAUGCUUUUCUUGUUCAACGACAUUUUGAUAAUCGCGUCGAAAAAUUCGAACGGGCUGUUUCGAGCGCACUCCGUGCUGCCCUUGCACGAGCUGAGCGUAGAGACCACCGAUUUACCGCAUUCUUUUAUUAUUAAAUAUGAGGACACAAAACUAACGCUAAGCACAAGCAACGAGGCGGAGUACGCGGGCUGGGCGGAGGCGCUGGCGGCGGGCGCGCGCGCUGCGCGGGGCGGCGCCGCGUCGCCCGACACGCAGCUUACGCCGCAGUUGCAGGAUUAUGUAAUGUGCCUUCCAGAGGAGUCGGAGGGCGCGUGCGAGGGCGCGGGCGGCGGCGCGGGCGGCGCGCUGGCGCACGUGUGCUGGCACCGCGCGGCGUCGUUGCGGCGCGCGCAGCUGCACCUCGCCAUGCGGAGUCAACUAUCCGGUUAUCUUCUGCGCAAGUUUAAAAACUCUCACGGCUGGCAAAAGCUAUGGGUGGUGUUUGCGGUUUUCACGCUGUUCUUCUACAAAACGUGUCGCGACCACUCGCCACUCGCCUCGCUACCUUUACUGGGAUAUAGUGUGGGUGCGCCGGCGCCUAGCGAUGGCAUCGACAAGGAGUUUGUAUUCAAGUUGCAGUUCAAAAACCAUGUGUAUUUCUUCAGAGCCGACAGCCAUUUUACGUAUAAUAGGUGGAUAGAAGUCCUGCAGACACCGAUGCUCGCACACCAAAAU
This is a messenger RNA of Brenthis ino (lesser marbled fritillary), 1929 nucleotides long. The record is from the annotation of a GenBank genome assembly. Lineage: Eukaryota; Metazoa; Arthropoda; Insecta; Lepidoptera; Nymphalidae.